This is a messenger RNA of Mobula hypostoma (lesser devil ray), 6996 nucleotides long. RefSeq names its product elongin A (gene eloa). NCBI's taxonomy places the organism in Eukaryota, Metazoa, Chordata, Chondrichthyes, Myliobatiformes, Myliobatidae. The transcript is spliced from 11 exons. The record is from RefSeq and is a predicted model, not a curated record. Gene Ontology annotation, cellular component: nucleus; elongin complex. Gene Ontology annotation, molecular function: protein binding. Bases 16 to 2187 code for a protein of 723 amino acids. Gene Ontology annotation, biological process: transcription elongation by RNA polymerase II.
CAGAAACGGUGGAUCAUGGCCGCUGACGGGGUGCAGGAGAAGGUUUUAAAGCUGCAGUCUCGUUUGUCAGCGACCCAGGAACCUAAGAAGCUCCUGAAGACCUUAAAGCGGUUGAAUGAACUUCCUGUCACUGUGGAUAUUCUUGCAGAUACAGGGAUAGGGAAAACAGUCAAUGGAUUCAGGAAGCAUGACGUGAUUGGAGAAAGUGCUAAGAACCUAGUCUCAAAGUGGAAGAAGCUUGUACCCCAGGAAGUAGAACGGUCCACCAAUACACUAGAGGAGAGGGAAUUUACUUAUAAUAAAGGGGUCUCAAAAAAAAGGCACAGGGAGCCUUCUCCAGAAGAUUAUAGACAGACAUUCCAGACCCCCCAUGGAGAGUCCUAUGAAUCAAACUAUGAACAUGUUCCUGUGAAAGGGAAACACUCACUUGAGACUGAGAAAUCUUACACAUACAGUAGUCACGGCUAUCAGUCAAAAUCCCAUUCUAAAGAGCAUGUGGAGAGAUGGACUAAAUCUCCUCCUGUGGAGGAUUAUGGUAAUAAAAUUGAUUCAUCUGAUGAAGAUGCUGAGCAAACUAUGCAGCCUUUUAAAAGCUUCCAUAAAACUCACCAGGACCAUCACAGCUCGCGAGCAGAAGUGGGCACGGGUCGUGACAAGGAUCACAAAUCUUCACACAAAGAAAAGCAGCAUUCAGUUCUAAAAGGCGAAGAAAAGUAUAAAUUAUCCUCUCUCCAAAUGCAAGAUAAAACAGACAAAUCUUGCUCAAAAGAACAAUAUAAUCACAGGGACCAAGGGGAUUAUACUUCAGUAAGUUCCAGUCAUAAGAAACCUCGAUUACAAACUGAGGAGAAUUUUGAUGACAGAAAAUAUAAGCAUAGAGGCUCAGAUAAGCAGAAGUUUGAUCAUGAUGAGCAGAGAAGUACAUUGGACAAGCCCAAAGAAAAACCCACAUCGAGUAAACCAAAAGAAGAGGUGGAAUCAAAAAAAUCAAAGUCUGCAGAAAAAAAUCAGUCUGCUUCUUUCCAGAAGGACUCUACUGAUGCUGCAGUUGCCGAUGAAUUUGAAGAACCAACAAUGUCAUUUGAAUCUUACCUUAGCUAUGACCAACCACAAAAAAGAAAGAAAAAGAUAAGCAAGCCUGCUUCUGGGAAGGUUAAAGAGACUCAGCAAUUAAAAUCUAGAGGGUCAGAUAAAUCUACUUCAAAAUUAGGUUCUAAAGGCUCAAGCUCGUCCUACGGAGAACAGAAUGUUGAAGAAAAGAAGAAAGCUAAAAGGCGUCCUGAGGAUGUGCCUCAUGUCAAAUCCAAAAAGAUGAUGAUUGAUGUGGUACCAGUCUUACCAGAUAUUCCAUUGCCAAAUAUCCAGCCCAACUACCGACCCCUCCCUUCCAUGGAUUUGACACCAUUAUCUCCACCCAAAAGGAAAGCUGUGUCUAUUCUGUCUGAGGAAGAUCUGGGAUUUACUGGUCGCCGUUUUAACUCAAAGAUGCAAGUGUACUCUGGAUCAAAGAUUGUUUAUCUCCCAAAGAUGAUGUCGUUAUUUGAACAGUGUAUUCGAGUUCUUCAAAAUAACGUGGACUCUAUUCAUGAAGUUGGAGGAGUGCCGUUUGAAAUCUUGGAGCCUGUGCUAGAGCGGUGUACUCCUGAUCAACUGUAUCGUAUCGAGAACUGCAAUCCAACAUUUGUUGAAGAGACUGAUCAUCUGUGGUUGAGGCACUGUAAGAGAGACUUUAAGAACCAGGACCGACAAGAGUUUGAGUCAUGGCGUGAAAUGUACCUACGUCUCCAUGAUGAACGAGAACAGAAGCUGCGUGCGAUAACUCAAAGUAUUAGUUCAGCUCAUGCCAGCAAACCUAAAGGCCGUCAGGCAAAGCUGGCCUUCCUAAACACGGAGGUUAAACCACCGAGAGAUGUAAGGCGCAGGCAGGAGAAGCAUGGGACUGGAAUGUCUGUUCCGGCACCCCUAAGGAUAAAGGUGCAGAGUCAAAUAGGAAACAGUAGCAGUGGGGGAGGAAACCAGUCCUUUGAUGGUCCAGGGCCUAGUUCCAGCCAUGGCUCCUCAGCAUCAAGUGUGGCAAUUCCCAACAGUGGAGGAGGAAUCCAUGAAUCAAAGAAACAAGUCAAAAAAAUUGCACCAAUGAUGGCAAAAACAAUAAAAUUUUUCAAGAACCGUUUUAGUCGAAGGUAAAUUGAAUGGGCGAAAGAUGGACAGAACAGUGACAUCACCAGCUCCUUAAAGUGCUGUAUCAACUGUCCCAUUCUGAUCCAUUUUGUGCUCGAAAACACAAGGGUACAAUUUGCAAUACCAAGAACUCAAAAGACAGUAUGUGUGCUUGAGAUGAUGCCGAGAAUUACAUCUUAUUUUUUAAAAAUAUUUUAUCAUUCUACAUUUUAGAAGCAGAAAUGUAAGCUCUUCUCAUUAGAGCAUUGAGUGUACUUUUAUUUUAGGAUGUUCAUGUAUAAACAACACUUGGGCCAGCCUUGUUGCACAAAUUGAAUCACUAUUUUUAAAAAGAAAAUCCCAUUACGUUUUAAAAUUUUUUGUCUUCACAAAGUGAAGUUAGUUUUAAUGGCAGCAGAUUUCAGGCCCAGUCAACAUCAAUGUUACAGUAUUGGCGUUAAAAUGUUCUUUCCCUUUUGUUCUUUCAUAUCAUCUUUUACUGUUGUGCCAAUCUUUUUGUUCUCAUGCUAGUAUUUUGAACCAGUUGUUCCAUUGGGUAGAAUGAAAUAGGUCAUAAAUUACAUUGACACUGUGGAUAAAGGAAUGCAGUCACAGAAAUAAUUAGUGCCAUUUUGACUUUUUUUUUCUGUGGUAACAUGAUUUUUUUUGCUAAUAAAGUCCUUGUACUGUAAGUAAAUAUGUGACAUUGACAAGUAUGUUGGUUAUUUUCUUGGGGCUUUGUCCAGAAAAUGAUCAUGGAUUUUUAUUUUGGAUUUGGGUAUUUUAUGUUUUGUGGAUGUGGAGGGAAGCAUAUAAAAUGAUAAGACAAUUUAUUAAUUUGCUGGUAUUUGCUAAGACAAAGCUUCAGGAUUUCACCAUUCGUUUCAGUGAAUGUUUAUCUUGGCAUUAGGAUGGCUAUAUUUUCUCUAGGUCUAUUUGGGAUUAUUUAAGUUGCCCAUUUCACCGACAACAGGAUUGAUGUGAUUCAUUAAAAGCACUAAUGUUAAUUCUGAAGUGACACAAUUUUUUUAAAAUGUUGCUUUAUCUUUGACAACUAUAAGUUGAUUCAUAUUCUGCAGGCAGAUUCCCGCCCAUGGAAUCAUACCAAUAACACUAAAUUUUUUCAUUUGUUGUGGGCAUAGGAGGGUGGAGAGUGGAAAUUGCCUAUCUCACUUGCAGGUUACACAGAUGAAAGUCCUGGUCUGUUCAGUAAAAUUUGCCUGGAUGUGCAUUUUGAUUAAUGCUGUUGACAUAAUUUUGUUAAGCAGUGCGACGCACACAAAAUGCUGGAGGAACUCAGCAGGCCAGGCAGCAUCUUAUGGGAAAGAAUAAACAGUCAAUAUUUGAUGAAGAAGUCCUGAUGAAGGAUCUCGGCCCGAGACAUUGACUGUUCACUCUUUUCCAUAGAUGCUGCCUGGCCUGCUGAGUUCCUCCAGAAUCUUGUGUGUGUUGCUUUGGAUUUCCCUCAUCUGCAGACUUUCUCAUGUUUGUUAAGCAGUGUGUGUCUUUGUAAAUGCACUGUGAAUUGAUCUAGGUCAAACCCAAUUACAAGACACAGUUACCCGGCAGAGGUCAUCACGAAUAUGUUGAAAACAGAGUUUCAGAUCCUACACCGAUAUGGUGCUAUUUUAGUGGGUGCAUUAUGUGAGAGGAAGAUGAUAUGAAAUAAAUAUGAGAUAGAUAUUUAAAGAGGAAAUAUAAACAUUUAUUUUGAGGGGAUGUGAACAAAUAUUUAACAAUGUUAUAAAGAACCAUUAAUAUACCAUGGAAUGAAUGUAUUUAUUGUACAUUGUAUGUAGAAUCUCAAACAGCCAGUUUAGAUUAUGCAAUUACAGUUAUGGCAAUGAUGCCUAAUUGAACUAUGAACUUCAUCACAUAUGUGCUAAAAAGACAGUUAUUAAAAAAUCAGAUCUGAGGCUCAAGUUGCAUCUGUUUUUUAAAAAAAGUAUAAAAUGUAACCGUGUGUUUAAUUGGAUGGGCACAGUGUUUUCCAGGAAUGGAUUCAGAUGACUAUUGUAAAUGAUUUGAGUUUGUUUCAUGGAUAUAUGAUGUCUUUUAAAGCUACUCAAGGUUACUAUUUUGAAUCUGGGUGUCCUUUAUUUUUACAUAAUAUCCUCGACAAUGUAACUUUUAUAUCUUUAAAUCCUCUCUUCCAUGUAUUAUUCAUUCAUUCCCAACCAGGUAUGUAGCUGUUUCUAGUUCUGAAAAUAUAAAUCUAACUACUGAAAAGUGCACUACUUUGUUAACAUGCUUCUAUUCUAGUGUAUCUUCUUGGCAGGUAGAUUACUCUGCCUGACAUGUACCCCACUGCCAAUAUGACUAAGAUUAGAAGGUUGCUUUAUGGAAAGUCACAGAUUCAGUGGCAAUUUGACCCACCCUGUCUCGACUAGGCAAAAUGAGCUAUUUAAGCUAUUCCCACAUCAAAGAUCUUGCCCUGUGGUCUUAUGGUAUGCAUUUCAUAUUCACCCAGGAACUUGCAAAAAGUGGCAGAUUUCAGUUACUAUCACUCAUUCAAAUUGUAAUUCGAGACUCCUGCCACCCUCAAAGUUUAUUCCCUCAUUCCCCUGUAUUUCUACUAGUUAAUUUGAUUCAUCAUCCUGUAGGCAUUGACCUCUCUAUUGAGGGAAAUGGGUUCUUCCUGUUCAAUAUGUCAAGCCCUUUCAAUUUUAACCACUGUCAGCUGGGAAGAAGGCUUUGGCAUGAUGUUCUGGUAUUAUAUUGCUUCCUUAGAGUUGAUAUUUAAAGCAUUUCACUUAUUUCAUUUGACAGCAAUUUUUAGAGUGCUGGUGCUGGAUAUUUUAAAGUAAACAACUGGGAGAACACAUGUUGGAUGAUUUGUUUCUACAGUAGAAUAGUUAUUACCAAUGCUCAUGCUUGUCCGUCCACACCGUACGUAGAAACCAGUAGCAGCAUUUCCACUAAAUAGAAUGAAAACUAAUCUUUAUUUUAAAAAUAUGAUAGUACACUUAAGAAAUACUGAAAUUUCUGAACUGCUCCUCCUCCUCAAAAAGAAAAUUUCUACAUUUCUUUGUGUUGUCAUCAUGAUAUAAGUCUGAUUGGAAGAAUUGUGACACUUUGGCAUCUCAGCUCCAGGUUAUGUGACACUUUUCAUAAAUUACAAGUAUUGUAUUCUCAUAAAAUAAAUGAAAAAGGAUAUUGAAAUGUACAUAGUUGGCAUUAAACUACAGGAAGUUAAAGUGUAAAUAUGGGAUUACAGGUUAUUCAAGUCUUUUUUUAUAGCACAUUGUCACCAAGUACUUCUGUUAAUUUACUUUCAAAGGGUCUGUUAUAUGUUAAUUCAUGUCCCUUAAAAUAGGAUGUUAUAUUACCAGCCAAUUCGAUAAAUUUUAGUUUCCUCUGUUAUUGGAGAAUGUCUUCAUCAAAAAUUGACUCCUGCUUUCCUGAUUUUAAUUACUUGUCCACCUCUUGUAUCUGCGAAGCACCUUGCGUUUUAUCUAAGUAGACAUUGUAUACCUAAGGUAAAGGUGUACAUUGCAAACUUCAACAAUGAGCAAUUUUUUUUCACUAUUGUUUCAGAGGUAAGGACUACAGUGACUGAACUCAGGUAUUGUCAACCAAAUAUCUGCAAAUGGAUGCAAUGUGGUGGGAUUGUUUAGGAGGGAAAACAACCUAAAGAAAAAAUAGAGUAUUAUUGCAGGAGGCUGGUCAAGUAAUAUUCUUCCUUUAACUGUACACCAAAUGGUACUUGGUGUUAAAUAUAUAUUAAGUAUAAUAUUGGACCAAAUAAACCUUUAUUUUAAAUGUCUUACAUGUGUUUUACAAAGAAAUAUCAUAACAUUAGAAAUUAUGAUUGUUACGAAGCUGUUUUUUCCAAUAUUAAUUUAGUCUAAUACUAAUUAAACUUUUGGGUUACAAUGGAUUAGAGAUGUAUGGGUAAUAAUUUUCUUUUAUCUGGUCACAACAAAGUAAAAAGAUCAAAUCUGGUCACAGACAUGUUUUAAUUUCAUCUGAUUUAACAUGACUCUUGUGUUCCUUUACUUUUUGUUUUGGGCUGUAGGGUAACCUUUAAGUGUACUGUGAGAAGUGAACUGGACAAUGUCAGACCCUAAUUGUUUUGAUUCUGAGAACUGAAUAUCUUUCUGAGUUUCUAUGCUGAAGUUUAUUUAAAUUGCCUUUUUCAAUAGUAUCUAAAAUUUAAAUAUUACCAAAAUUUACUUUGGAGAAUUUCCAAGAACAUCACUUAACUCAUAAUUUGUUUAAACCUAAAAUAGUACUCUGGACAAGAUCUCUAAAGUGUAUUUACGUGAAAGUAAUUUUAACAAUAUAUUAUAAUUUUUGAAUACACUGAAAAUUAAAUUAGUUGGUUUCUGAAUUUUCUGAACAGAACUCUUCCAAACUGGAUGUUUGUUCUUUAAAAAAUAUUCAGUUAGGACUAAUCUAGAAACUCCCAGCUGGGGCUUGUGAAUAAAACUUGUGUCUGAAUAGGACAUUUGAUGUAUUGAGGAGGAUAGUAUAGUUACUUUGGAACAAGUAGGAUUUUCACUUCCCUACAGCUACAAUGUCUGCAGGGCUAAGACAUGGAAUUUUCACCGGUGCAUUUGGGACAAACUAAAAUUCAUCAACAAAUUUAUCAAUACAGCAAAAGAGUCUGAAAGAUUUGAGAACCAAUUCUUGUAACAUUGUUGGCACAUUAGAUUAUUUUGCUUAGGGCUUAAAUUUUUGCUUUUUUCAGUGUGGCUGAAGAUUUCAUAGAUAAAUAUGUACAAAGCUUCCUUUCAGUUUGAUUUUCAUUGUAUAUUCAUACACAGUGGUUUAUGGUGGUUCUGAGUAAAGAAACAUGUAUAUUCUGAGUUUUUUCUUGUUAAAUUAUCAAUG